Suillus paluster is the source of this 942-nucleotide messenger RNA. RefSeq lists its product as uncharacterized. The record is from RefSeq and is a predicted model, not a curated record. NCBI's taxonomy places the organism in Eukaryota, Fungi, Basidiomycota, Agaricomycetes, Boletales, Suillaceae. The coding region runs from base 1 to 942 and encodes 313 amino acids. The transcript is spliced from 6 exons.
AUGGAAGAGUUAUGGUGUCGAAUCUCACCAUAUCAAUCAAGCGUGUUCUUCACUUUGUACUGGUUAACGCUGGUCAUCCUACUGAAGAAAAGUGGCAUUCAACGGCAACUUCUUAUCUCAGUGGCAACCUUGCUGCUCUGCAUUGCAACUGCCCAUCUAAUUGUCGAUUUUGUUCGAGGGUUAGAGGCAUUCGUAUUCCAGGCCAAUACUCUUGGUACAGAUGCUUACUAUUCCAAUCCUGGUCUGCCGGCAUCGAUGGCACUUUACGUCGUGCAAACCACUCUUGCUGAUGGUGUACUUGUUUGGCGAUGUUAUGUGCUUCACAAGAAAAGCCUCUUCGUUGCUAUCCCUGGUUGUAUCGUGCUGUUAGCCAGUAGUGCCGUUGCGUGCUAUGCUGUCUGGUCCAUUUCUCAGCUUUCUCAGCUUGCCGAAACUUCCGCCGCUGAUUCUGCAUGCCUCAUCACAUUCUAUAUAUUGACCAUGUUUAUCAGCAUGACUUGUACCACCUUGAUUUCCUGGCGCAUCUAUCGCACUCGCCGUUUCAUGCCAGGAGGCCUUGGAACUCUUUUACCCGUUGUCAUCGUUGUCAUCGAGAGUGGUGCUUUAUAUGCCAUGAGUGUCCUUGCCCUCCUUCUAGCAUUCUGGACCGGAUCCAGAGGUCAAUCCGUCAUGCUUGACAUCAUCACUCCUAUUGUGGGGAUCACAUUCUGCCUUGUGGUCCUACAAGUGCAUUUCCACGUAGGUGGCAGGCCCCCCAGCGAACAGCUCACUGAUCCAAGGAACAUUAUGACCAACCUCUUACGAGGGCGAGGUGACCGGGACGUGGGUUUCAGUGUUGAACCGAUUGCUGUACUCAUCACGGAGGAGGCGGAGAUCGUCCAGUCUGACAUGACGGGCGGAAAGAAUGACCAAUCGGUCUCAAAGGGUAUUUUCCAGUUGUAA